Molecule: messenger RNA, 3063 nt
Organism: Mytilus trossulus (common blue mussel)
Lineage: Eukaryota; Metazoa; Mollusca; Bivalvia; Mytilida; Mytilidae
Product: poly [ADP-ribose] polymerase 2-like
Exons: 18
Coding region: 82-2304 (740 amino acids)
Biological process (GO): protein poly-ADP-ribosylation; double-strand break repair
Cellular component (GO): nucleolus
Molecular function (GO): zinc ion binding; NAD+-protein mono-ADP-ribosyltransferase activity; NAD+ poly-ADP-ribosyltransferase activity
Source: RefSeq, a predicted model, not a curated record
AAUAGUUUAUCAAGCGUAAUCUUUCAAAACAGAAAUCCUACAGUCAUCAAAAAAGAAAUUAUCGGUGUUAAACAAACUAAAAUGCCAAGAAGGAAGAAAACAGAUACAACUGAAGAUGGCAGUGGAGAUACAGUACCAACAAAGAAAUCUAAACUUGGAUCACAGAUUGAUGGUGUAACAGUCAGAUGGGAAUGGGAAGGAGACAAAUCUACCUGGACAAAAUACUCAGAGGAUAAAAAUGAAAGUAUUACUGAUGCUUUCAAUUCAAAGAAACCAUCUAUGAGUUUUGAUGUAGCUGGUGGUGCUAGUUUAGAGGUUGUCUUUGACAAAAUGGUACAGAAGAACAGUAAGACUGGGUGGUCAAGAAGGGUCAGAUUAGCUGUUAAAGAUGAUAAGAGUGAUGAUUACUAUGUUUGGCAAUGGGAGGAUGAGAAGGGUAAAUGGAUUCCAUACAAUGCUGAACAUUCUGUCGAAAUAGAGAAUGCCAGGAUUACAGGGAAGGAUCUCAAUAUAGUGGCUAACCACAGAGCUUAUGAUAUAGACUUUGCUCAAAUGGAACAGGUUAAUACAGUCACCAAUGUAGCUCGCACCAUUGAUCGAUGUAAAUCUGAUGCAGUUGAACCAAUAGAUUCACCAAAGAAGGCAGCACCUAAAAGAGUAUCAAGUAGAGGAGAUGCUGUGAAAGUGAAAGUAGAACCUGAGGAUGAACCUACGACCUCAAAGUCAGCUGGUAAAGGCAAAGGGAAAGCUGCUAAAAGUGGAGGGAAGAAAGGAAAAUCUGGUGCUGAUGAAAAUGGCUCUGAAGAAAAGGAAAUGGUGAAGACAGUUGUCAUUAAAGGCAAGGCACCUGUAGAUUCAGAAUGUACUCAGAUGUUAGGCAAAGCUCAUGUAUUUUAUGAAGGAAAAGAUAUUUGGGAUUCUAUGCUAAAUCAGACAAAUGUUGGGAACAACAACAACAAAUACUUUAUGAUACAGUUAUUGGAGGAGGACAGUAAGAAGUCCUACCAUGUUUGGUUUAGAUGGGGUCGUGUAGGUUAUAAAGGGCAAAAUAACCUGGUACCAUGUGGUACUAAUUUAGAUCUGGCUAAGAAAACAUUCUGCAAAAAAUUUACAGAUAAAACAAAAAAUGACUGGGCCAAUCGCAGCAAAUUUAUUCACUCCCCUGGGAAAUAUGAUAUGUUAGCCAUGGAUUAUGGUGAAGAUACCAAGGGAGAAGAUGUUGUAGAUACUGCUGUUACAAAAGAUAUGAAAUAUCCAGACUCAAAGCUAGACAAAAGUCUACAGAACUUGAUAGAUUUGAUAUGUGAUGUGAAGUCUAUGGAAGAUGCUGUCAAAGAAAUGAAAUAUGAUGCUAAAAAGGCUCCAUUGGGUAAAUUAACAACUGACCAAGUAAAGGCUGGUUAUGCAUCAUUGAAGAAGAUAGAAACUUGUAUAAACAAAGGAGAUUUUGGUCAACACCUGACACAAGCUUGUAAUGAAUUCUACACCAGAAUACCACAUACUUUUGGUAUGUCACAGCCACCAUUGAUUAGAUCAAAAGAAGAAGUAAAAGCUAAGAUUCAAUUACUUGAGGCAUUAAGUGAUAUUCAAAUUGCAAUUAAAGUACUGAAACAAGGAGAUAUGUCUGACAACCCAAUAGACAGACAUUAUAAAUCACUCAAUGUUGAUAUUGUUCCUGUAGAAAAAUCUUCAGAUGAUUAUAAGAUGGUAAAUGAAUAUUUGCUAAAUACACAUGCAUCAACUCAUAGUCAGUAUAAAAUGGAAAUAGUCAGUCUUUUUGAAAUGAAGAAACAUGGAGAAGAUAAAAACUUCAAAGAUCUUGGAAACAGACAGUUGUUGUGGCAUGGUUCUAGACUAUCAAACUGGGUUGGAAUUCUUAGUCAAGGUUUACGUAUUGCUCCACCAGAAGCUCCUGUAACAGGAUAUAUGUUUGGUAAAGGUGUAUACUUUGCUGACAUGUCCAGUAAGAGUGCUAACUACUGCUUUGCAUCAAGAUCUAAAAAUAUUGGUUGUAUUUUACUGAGUGAGGUUUCAUUGGGAAAAACAAAUGACUUAUUAGCAGCAGAUUAUAAGGCAGAUAAAUUACCUGCAGGAAAACACAGUGUAAGAGGCUUGGGCUCAAUAGGUCCAGACCCCUCAAUGACUAAAACUUUGCCAUGUGGAACGGUUGUACCCCUUGGUAAACCAGUUGACACCGGUGUGAAGAACCCAACAGGAUAUACACUGAACUAUAAUGAAUUCAUCGUCUAUAAUACUCAGCAAAUAAGAAUGAAAUAUCUUAUACAGGUUAAAUUCAAGUUUUAAAUGAGUUGGUGAUGUACUGAGGGGGAACUAGUUACAAAUGUUUACUUCUGUUGUUAGAACAAGUGAAUUAUUACACAUGUGUUAGUGAUAAGUCUCUGAAUUGUGCUUGACACUUAAAUAGAUGAACUUUGGGGUAAACAGUUAUUGUGUAGCCUCCUAGUUUUAUUACUAAUACCAUGUUGGCAUUGAAUAGGUGAGAAAAAUCUAUAAAUUUGAUGUAUGGGGUAUUAAUAUGUUGCAAGGCAUUGGCAUCAUGAACAAAGGGAGGAGGGUUGUUUUCAAUAGGUUUAUAAUUAUAAUCAUGAACAAAUGUAUUGUGAACAAAGAAAGGUUGUAUUUUGUUGAUAUUUUUAACCCAAAUAAUAUUUGUUUCAUCUUAUUAUUGAAAGGCAGUCAUAGAAAAAAAAACUGAUCACGCUUAUAAUUUGUAAACUAUAAGAUUUCAACAUUAGUAUUAGUUAUUUGUUGUAGUGCCUCACACUAAAAUGUACAAACAUUGUCCAUGAUGACCUGACAUUUAUUCUUGAGUCAAUUUUAUUAAUAACAUUUUUCAUUAAUGUGAAAUAUUUCAUCAAACUCAUUUUUAUCAACAACUUGUUUCAUCAAAUUUAAGAUAAAUAUUUGUUUGACAAUACUCAAAUGUUAUGAACUUAUCACAUGUUGUAACACCAUACAUCAUUCAUUGUUUAUGUAUACUGUUCUGUUAAGUUCUGUAGUUGUUAGAUUUGAAACCUCUUAAAAUAAAAAAAAAUAAACCUU